AUGCCGCCCUCCCCCUUGACCGUGACGCUCAUCCAAUCGACCAUCCUCAACGCCCUCUCCAACAUCAUCGCCCAAGUCAUAGACCGCCAUAAAGAAAACAAACCCUUCACCCUAAACACAAUCGCUCUAAUCCAAUUCGUCGCCUACGCCAUCAUCAUCGUCCCCAUCAACUUCUCCUGGCAGAGAUACGUCGAAGCCACCUUCCCCGGAUUUCCGUCCUGGCGCAACCCCGAUCCUAGCAGUAGUGCCAGCGGCAGUACCAGCGGCAAUGUCGCGCUCGUCGCGCCCUCCACGCCAGAUGAUCUUCUCCCGCGAAAGGAGAAGCCCUCGCGGCCGAGACCGCGUUCCGGCAUGUGGAAUUUCGGGAUGAAGUUUCUCCUCGAUCAGACCGUGGGCUCGGUCAUGAAUAUCGUCUUGUUUAUUGUUCUGAUUAAUCUUCUAAAGGGGAUGAGCUGGGCGACUGUCUAUCGGCUUACUUGUGAGGACUUUGGUCCGAUUAUGAUCGCACGGCUCAAGUAUCGGCCGCUUGUAUCCGUCCUAAUGUACACGGUCGUGCCGGUCGAUCGACGAGUGGUGUUUGGGAGCGCCUGCGGCGUCGUAUGGGGCGUCUACCUCAGCCUCUAUGCGGCUGUUUGA
This is a messenger RNA of Aspergillus terreus NIH2624, 636 nucleotides long. RefSeq lists its product as uncharacterized. The record is from RefSeq and is a predicted model, not a curated record. Lineage: Eukaryota; Fungi; Ascomycota; Eurotiomycetes; Eurotiales; Aspergillaceae. The transcript is spliced from 3 exons. Bases 1 to 636 code for a protein of 211 amino acids. Gene Ontology annotation, cellular component: cytoplasm; membrane.